AUGUCGGCUCGAUCAUUAGAUAUCCUGUUAUUGACGAUUUCAGAGAUGCUGCUGUACAUGUCAAGAGAAUGGCAGAACUUGAGAAGAUCAGUGCUCCCACCGCCCAGCUACUCCGAGACUGGACAGGUUACAAAGACGAAUACUAGGCCGGAUACGACAGAGUGUUUGGUGCCGGCUCUUGGACUAGUGCGCGAUACCUCACGAGGCCGAACACACAUCAUAUAUCAGGAAGUCGAGCACGUCCCGUCCGCAAAGAAUCCGCUCGACAAGUUCAGGUCCACAAGAAUCGGAGUUUUCAAGCAAGAAGAUGUCUGGAAAGACCUUGAAUCCCGAUUGGGUCCAGAUUCUGGCGAUGCGAAGAUGCAUAUCCGUGAGAUGCUCAAGGAGUUCGAUACUGGACCUGGGAAAGAGCGGGUCGGCCGCAAAGCGCACGUUCCCAUCUUUAAUCUGAUGUUCUCGUCCAAAAACAAAGUCGACGUAUAUCUUAGGAUGUGUGAAAUUACGCAAAGGGAUUUAGUGCUCAUACGACCCAAACCGGACUGGAGGCGGUUUGUGAAUGUGAAAGGAGAACCUUCUAUUCACAUCCAGUUAUGCGACGGCAAGAUUCCGGAUGCAGAAUUUAUCUUUUGA
Molecule: messenger RNA, 630 nt
Organism: Desarmillaria tabescens
Lineage: Eukaryota; Fungi; Basidiomycota; Agaricomycetes; Agaricales; Physalacriaceae
Exons: 2
Coding region: 1-630 (209 amino acids)
Source: RefSeq, a predicted model, not a curated record